Molecule: messenger RNA, 2151 nt
Organism: Hermetia illucens (black soldier fly)
Lineage: Eukaryota; Metazoa; Arthropoda; Insecta; Diptera; Stratiomyidae
Gene: Mvb12
Exons: 6
Coding region: 549-1523 (324 amino acids)
Biological process (GO): virus maturation; receptor catabolic process; viral budding
Cellular component (GO): cytosol; ESCRT I complex
Source: RefSeq, a predicted model, not a curated record
UCAUUGUCACAAAGCAUUCGAUUUCGGUGCUCGCAUCGGGCAAAGGCAGGUUGGAUUUCGGGCGGCGAAGGAGUUAAAAAUAAUAAGUAAAGUUUAGUGAUAUAUUUAGUUGCAAUCUCCCAGUGGCUAUCAAAUUUAUGCAAAGUGACAAUUUGUUUGCCAAAGGUCCCUAGAAGUCUGAAAAUUUGUGAUAAAAGUCGCACCGUGAAAACGUCUUUGUUAAUUCCCAUCUAAAGGCUCAAAAGUGUUUUGUUAAUUAACACAGUGCGGGAGGGCUUUGACCUCCUUUAGAAUGAUCUGCUAAUUACAAUCACUAUCUAGAGAAAUCAUAACGAAUUUAACGUACUUUCCCCAGACAAUGAUGAGUAAUUUCAGUUGACGUGGGUUCGCGAUCCGACGGAAAGUCCGGCCGUAAAUAGCUUUGCCACUCAGAUUUGUUUAUUGACCAAAAUCGCGGAUGACUCAAAACGCAGUGAUUGCUUCUGACAGUCAAUAGUAAAUUCGGUAUUCUGAAAGGUGUGAAUUCGAGUGCAAUAAAUUAGGACACGAUGCAGAAGAGUGGCUUGAAACGGGCCCCUGCCCCGCCGGCUACGGGGCCCUGUCGCGGCCCCGGCAUGCUUCCUUCGCCCCAAGCGCAUCAGCAGAAGAAUGUUAUUAAUUCGAUUAUGAGCAUUUUGCCGGACAAUCGACCUAUAACAUCGCUGCAGAUAGUAGAAGAUAGCGACAAAUGCCCAAGAAAUUUCACUGUAAUAAAUCGAACCUAUGAUCAGGAUUCCGAUGCAGAUUUAUGGCGUGAAAACAACAUUUUAUUUGGCAAACAAACCUCGAGAUACCUCUGUCUUUCAAAAAUUGAAGGUCUUCCUGAUUACGUAGUAGAAACGUUGAAAAUAAUAUCCGAGAAAGAGCAUGCACCAAAAGAGUUUUCCCUUUUAUCAAGAACAGCCGACACAGAACAGAAGGCCUGGCGCAAAAGGCAAAUUGCCUAUAAACUUUCAAAACGGGGAUCAGUUUCACAUGCAAUUACGGAUAUCAUUGUCUGCUCAAAAUUAAAAGUGGCACCUGAGGGGUUUAUUAUGGCGGGGGAUAUCAACGGUAUAUUGAUAUGCUAUAAGACAGCUCCAUUACCAACACGCGUGCCACCUCCAAUACCCACUGCCAAAUUGAACUUAAAUGACUUGCAGACAGCCAUAGACAAGAUCAGCUUCCACAAGAAACCCGAUUUCAAGGACUCCGCGAUAACGGAUCAUGAAUAUGAGGAGAUAUCAGCAUAUCAGCACGCAGCAUCUCCAAAGCGGCACACACAUAUACCUCCGGCCUCCUUAGCUGGUACUUUAGGAGCUUAUUCGGAAAUAGAAGGUGUUCCGUUCAUGCUAAAUCCCAACUUGAGCCAAAAUUUCACAAUGCCAACUCUACCAACUAUUCCAUCCACGUCCGAUCUCAACUACGACUUUCAACUAGAACGACAAAUCCUAUGCACAACAAAAUCUGAUAAUUCCAAUCUGAAAAAUCCUUUCUUUCGAUAAGACUUUGCUGAGAUUUUGAGUGGCAAUCAAACAGUUAGAAUUGCCCUUGAUAUGUAUAUUAUAAUAAUUAUGUAUAAAACAAUCAUUUCGUUAGCCUUUUUAAGUUUUCUUAGUAGGGAGGUCAAUUGGGCUACGUUUAAGCCAAUUUACUAUAGACUGCCAUAUGAGGGGUUCUUGGGAGGAACAAAUAUAUAGAGAAGUUUGUUAAUGAAUAGUUUUUAUGUAAACGAUACCAUUAAAGUAUUUUACGACGCCAUUUAUAUGAAUUGAUUGUUCUAAUUAUUAUAAAAUGUAGAUUUCGAAGUGAGAAUUAUAUAAACCCAAUACAUAUACGAGUAAAACUAUCAUAAUGGAAUAACCUGAGUGACAUAGACACAUAUUUUCUAAGUUAGUCACUUGACUUUUCUUUGAUUUUCGUGAAAUGUCUCCCGUGCAGCGUAUAGAAUUGAAACGGUUUAUUUUUUAGUAUGACGGACAAACGUUUGCCUUACAAUGUGAAUACAAACGAAAGGUUUAUAGAAGCGAAUUUAGAGAGAAAUGAUGUAACGUGUGCACUUGUAACUCGAAAGCAAACAUUUUUAAAAUGAAGCUAAAUAUAUUGAACAAUUAAUAUUGACUUUUAUCGAAA